Prunus armeniaca (apricot) is the source of this 252-nucleotide messenger RNA. The record is from the annotation of a GenBank genome assembly. Lineage: Eukaryota; Viridiplantae; Streptophyta; Magnoliopsida; Rosales; Rosaceae.
AUGGCUACAUUACUCAACUUUAGUAGCUAUUGUAGAUUUCCUCUUUAUGACAGUGAUUUUGGUUGGGGGAGGCCUACAUGGGUCGGCUCACCGGCACUCACCUACAAGAACCUUGUGCUUUUCAUGGACACCAAAGAGGGUGGUGGAAUAGAGGCUUAUGUUAGUUUGGAGGGGGAAGUCAUGGCUAAGUUUGAAUGUGAUAGCGAGUUGCUCUCCUAUGUUGCUCCAACCGGUCGGGUGCUCCUAAGCUAA